AUGAGAGCACUUAUUCUUGUUGGUGGUUAUGGUACCCGUUUGCGGCCAUUAACAUUGACAAAACCGAAGCCAUUAGUAGAAUUUUGUAAUAAACCAAUGGUUUUACAUCAAAUUGAAGCUCUAGCUCAAGUUGGUGUAACCCAUGUCAUUCUGGCGGUUAGCUAUCUCUCGGACAUGCUUCAACGAGAAAUGGAAGUCGAAGCAAAACGUUUGAAUAUUAAAAUAACUCUUUCUCAAGAAGCAGAACCAUUAGGGACAGCUGGCCCAUUGGCGUUAGCACGUGAUCAUCUUCAGGGCGACAAUGAUCCAUUUUUUGUUCUCAAUUCUGAUGUGAUUUGCGAAUUUCCAUUUGAAGAUAUGAUUAAAUUUCAUAAGAAUCAUCAAGCCGAAGGUACUAUCUGUGUAACGAAAGUAGAUGAACCAUCCAAAUAUGGUGUUGUGGUCUACGAACAGACCACUGGUAGGAUUGAGCGUUUCGUGGAAAAGCCACGUGAAUAUGUUUCGAAUAAAAUCAAUGCUGGUUUAUAUAUUUUCAAUUCGACGAUUCUCGAUCGAAUCGAAUUACGACCAACAUCGAUUGAAAAGGAAAUAUUUCCAGCGAUGGCAACAGACAAACAGCUGUAUGCGUUUGAAUUGAAAGGUUUCUGGAUGGAUGUAGGUCAACCCAAAGAUUAUUUAACUGGUAUAGGUUUAUAUCUAAAUCACGUUCGUCGUUCUCAACCGGAACGAUUAUCACGCGAGAACGGAAUUGUUGGCAAUGUGUUAUUGGACCCAACUGCAAAGAUCGGCGAACGAUGCCGUAUCGGGCCAAAUGUAGUUGUUGGCCCUCGAGUUAUCAUUCAAGAUGGUGUAUGUCUGAAAAACUGCACUAUUCUCGCCGACUCAUUGGUUAAAAGUCAUACAUGGAUCGCUAAUUGUAUCAUUGGCUGGAGAUGCACAAUUGGACAAUGGGUUCGAAUGGAAAAUACCACCGUCCUCGGUCUGGAUGUUUCCGUGCAAGAUGAAUUAUUCAUCAAUGGUGGGGUUAUUUUACCACAUAAAGCCAUUACAGAAAGUGUUACAGAACCGAAAAUUCUUAUUUAA
Molecule: messenger RNA, 1083 nt
Organism: Adineta ricciae
Lineage: Eukaryota; Metazoa; Rotifera; Eurotatoria; Adinetida; Adinetidae
Source: the annotation of a GenBank genome assembly